Messenger RNA from Betta splendens (Siamese fighting fish), 2179 nucleotides. It is a transcript of the gene etv6, whose product is annotated as ETS variant transcription factor 6. Gene Ontology annotation, molecular function: sequence-specific DNA binding; DNA-binding transcription factor activity, RNA polymerase II-specific. The transcript is spliced from 8 exons. The record is from RefSeq and is a predicted model, not a curated record. NCBI's taxonomy places the organism in Eukaryota, Metazoa, Chordata, Actinopteri, Anabantiformes, Osphronemidae. The coding region runs from base 331 to 1737 and encodes 468 amino acids. Gene Ontology annotation, cellular component: nucleus. Gene Ontology annotation, biological process: regulation of transcription by RNA polymerase II; cell differentiation.
AGGUGUCCGUCACUCUCUCUCCGUCGCUCAGCCUCGCUCUUCCAGGAAGGGAUUAUUAACCAGCGCGCUGCCGACAUGUGAAGAGAAAACACACGCACACAGACAAAAGAAGUUUUUCACGCCGACAGUCGCGCCAUGGAGCCGCAGAGCACGUAAACGCGGGAGGGGAAAGACCGGGGGCUACAUGAAAAAGAACAACUUGGGCCACGACGAGACGCAGAGCGGCCGCGCUGCUGCCGAGCGCCUUUAUGUAGCGAAGGCGAGCGGCUAGAGAGGAGAGAGCACGACGGAAAAGUGGAAGGCGCGACGGGGAGAAGUUGACGGCAGAUCAUGUCUGAAUCCUCCUCCGCGGCGAUCAAGCAGGAGAGGAGCUCUUUCAGUCCUUCCGCGAACCCGCUGCCAAACUCCACUUCCUCCCCCAUCCAUGCUCCCGCCGCGAGGCCAGCCAGCCGAAUGGACGACGAGCCUGCCAGGCAGCCCGCGCACCUGCGUCUGCAGCCGGUCUUUUGGAGCAGGGAGGACGUGGCCCAGUGGCUGCGAUGGGCCGAGAAAGAGUUCGCCCUGCGGCCGAUCACCAGCGGCUCCUUCCAGAUGAACGGCAAAGCCCUGUUGCUGCUCACCAAGGAAGACUUCCGCUACAGAUCCCCCCACUCGGGGGACGUCUUGUAUGAGCUGCUGCAGCACAUCCUGAAGCAGAGGAAGCCCCACGUGUUUUACCCGUCGGCGUACUUCCCCGGCAACUCCUUCCACUCGCUCGCCGAGAGCGCGGUGCCUCACCUGAAGCUCGAAGAAACGGUACGAAGGGGUCCGCGUGGUACGGAGCCGCUGGCCCAGCAUCCGCCCACCAUCGAGCUGCGGCACCGCUCCCGCUCGCCCCACCACCCCACGCCGCGCCGCUCGCCCCCGGAGACGGGCCACCCGCGCUCCGCCGCCGAGGACCCCCUGCAGACGUUCUCCCAGCUCCCCGACAGCAACCACCACCUGCCCGAGGAGAUGUACCCGCUGUCGGUGUCGCCGGCCGCACCCAACGGGCGCUGCGCGACGCCCCGGGACGCGCCCUGCUCCGGCAGCCCCGCGGGCCAGGAGGCAGGCCCUCCCCGCGUCAUCCAGCUCAUGCCCAGCGCCAUCAUGAACCCGCUGCUCCUCAGCCCCAACAGAAGUGCGGCCGGCGCCGGCAUGGACUUCCGGCACAGCCGCGGCGGGCCGGCGUCGCAGGCCAUGCUGGAGAACGGGCGCGAGGGGAGGGGCCACCAUCACCCGAUAACGCUGACGCAGCAGCAGCAGCAGCAGCAUCUCCAGCAGCAGCAGGAGGAGGCGCUCUACAGGAACCACGUCAUCAUGCCCGUGUCUCCGCCAGAGGAGCAGCAGAUGCCCAUCGGGCGGAUAGCUGACUGCAGGUUGCUGUGGGACUACGUCUACCAGCUCCUGUCAGACAGCAGGUACGAGAACUACAUCCGCUGGGAGGAUCCAGAGAGCAAAGUCUUCCGCAUCAUGGACCCCAACGGCCUGGCCAGACUCUGGGGCAACCACAAGAACAGAACCAAUAUGACGUACGAGAAGAUGUCGCGAGCACUGAGACACUACUACAAACUGAACAUUAUCAGGAAGGAGCCUGGACAAAGACUUCUGUUUAGGUUCAUGAAAACCCCCGACGAGAUCAUGAACGGACAGACGGACCGCCUGGAACACCUGGAGUCCGACACAGACGAACAAAUCUACAUCAAGGAGGAGUGCUGAGGAAACCUCCUAACUACUACUAUUACUACAGCCGCUGAUGCCUUUCAGAAGCAGCUCAAAACAAUCAACCCGGAGCACGUGACCCUUCGCCCGUUACCAGUCACACGCACAGAGACGCGACAUCCGAUCUCUGUUCUCGUUGCCUUAGGAAGAUCGUCUUCUGACGUGGGGAUAAAAAAAAAUAAAUAAACACGGUGUCACUUGAGAUUCAAAUGAUGGACAAGGCUGAACAGAGUCAAAGUGUUCCCCUUUAUUUCUCAACGAACUGCAAAAGCCAAUCACUUUGCUCCUAUAUGUCACUUUUAUGAUUUCGUUUUUCGGUCUCCUCACAUGCGUUAGUUAUACUGUGGAGUUUUGCUGUAUGUUAAAAGAAAAGCUGGGUGUGUGUGCGUGUGUGACAGGAAUGUUUUCACCAUGGAAUAAACAUUUUUGAUCAAACUCA